Molecule: messenger RNA, 3117 nt
Organism: Trichomycterus rosablanca
Lineage: Eukaryota; Metazoa; Chordata; Actinopteri; Siluriformes; Trichomycteridae
Gene: plpp3
Product: phospholipid phosphatase 3
Exons: 6
Coding region: 308-1246 (312 amino acids)
Biological process (GO): signal transduction; phospholipid dephosphorylation; phospholipid metabolic process
Cellular component (GO): plasma membrane
Molecular function (GO): phosphatidate phosphatase activity
Source: RefSeq, a predicted model, not a curated record
GAGCAGAGCAAGCAAAGAUUCUUAAAAGUGGAGUGAGAGCUGGAGUAGUGUUAUUAAAGCUCCAGCGAGAACCCUGUAAUACACGUGAUCUCACAACUGGAAUCAAGUUUGCGUUUGCGUUGGUUGCAGGUGAUUGAAUGAACUGAAAAAAGUCGAUCACGUUUUGAAGGGAUAUCUGGAAUUCUUCCUUACUUUGUAGGACUUUGUUGACACCUCCUUAAUACCGAGUUUGUGGGACUGGCAGGCGCUCUCUGUGUCUCUGUGUCUGUGAGAUCAGAUUUGGUUUAAAGAGAAGAUCGGAUCUUGCAUGCAAGCUUACAUGUACGAAAAAGCGAUGGCAACUGAAACGAGAAACGGCGGCACAUCGUCCUUCAACAACAACGGCACCAGCACCAAAAAGAGAAAAAUGUUGAUAGUACUGGAUAUCUUCUGUCUUCUAUUAGCUGGCCUGCCCUUGCUGUUAAUUGAAACUAGCAUGAUCGAGCCGUACAGCCGCGGGUUUUACUGCAGUGACCAGUCCAUCCAGUACCCCUAUAAAAACGGAGAAACCAUAAGCGAUGCCGUGCUCUGUCUCGCUGGCAUUCUUAUUGCCAUCUUCCCUAUUGUGAUUGGCGAGUGCUAUAGGAUCCAUUGCCUGAAGCAGGGCUCGCACUCUUUCGUGGGGAACCCGUAUAUCUCUGCGCUUUAUAGGCAGUUGGGCGUCUUUAUCUUCGGCUGCGCCGUCAGCCAGUCGUUCACGGACAUCGCUAAGGUUUCGGUGGGCCGACUGAGGCCGCACUUUCUGGACGUAUGCAAGCCAAACUACUCACAGAUCAACUGCUCCGCUGGAUAUAUCACUGACUACGUAUGUUUGGGUGACCCUAGCAAGGUGCAGGAGGCAAGGAAGUCAUUCUUCUCUGGACAUGCUUCAUUUUCCAUGUUUACCAUGCUGUACCUAGUGUUUUACGUUCAGUCUCGGUUUACAUGGCGUGGAGCUCGUCUGCUGAGGCCACUGGUCCAGUUCACUUUGCUGAUGAUGGCCUUCUACACUGGUCUGUCCCGUGUUUCUGACCAUAAGCACCACCCUACUGACGUACUCGCUGGCUUUGUACAAGGAGCACUGGUGGCCUACUGCAUAGUAUUCUAUGUGUCAGACCUGUUCAAGCCCAAAAUCAAGAAUGCCAGUCCUCCACCAUCGCCAAUCAAAAAGGAACUUCUGCCCUCGGGUGACAUCAUAGAUAGGAACAACCACCACAACAUGGUCUGAGAGGAGGCCUGGGAAGGAAGCAUAUCUAAAUUUCCACCUUGUCCUUUGAAGAACCAUGAACAGCCACCUGUGAAUGAAGAAUAGCAGCAUUUUAGCUGCUGCUCUCUCUUUCUCUCAUCAGACAGUAGAAUGUAGGAGCAGGAGACAGAGAACUUUUACUAUUGAGACUCUAUUUUUUAUAAUAUGAUUAUCAACCUUGAGCCUAAUUUACAUGCAAAAAAAAAAAGCAAUCAUACAAAUGUAACUAUUAUUUAGGAAUUUGUUCCCAGAUUUGCGGGGACGAUGUGGGCCUGUAACUUGCUUUGCAAGACUGUGGUGAGCAAAAAAGCCGCACUAAUGGAUGGAUGGAUGGAUGGUUGGAUGAAUGAAUGAACGGAUGGAUGAUUAACUCAACGAAAAAGAGAUGGUCAUGUGACCUGCGUCUCUUCCUUUUUGUUUUCUCUCGUCUCCGAGGCCUUUCACCAGUAUAAAACAACAAAUUCCUUAGUUAUAGGAAUGAUACACUAGUACCUGCAAUGUAACUAGCAUAUAUAUAUUAACGAUAUAAAGAAUAACUUAUAGCACUAUAUCCAAUCAUUAAAAUCAUCACCACUUGCUGUCUGAGCUGCGCAGCUCUGAGGACACUCGAUGAGGUUUUGUGUGUUUACUCGAAAUCCAUUGAAAGUCUACGCCAUGGUGUGGCCAUGGUGGACUACGUACACCCUUGUUAUGCUAUGCUGAAACUCCUAAGCACAAGACCCAUUCGGAUUGUUCUCAGAUACCCGCCUAGAUUCAACAGAUUUAGAUUUUACUAGGAUUUUAAUGAGUAGGCUAGGAUAGUGUGUCAAAACUGUGCAUUUAGAGAGCCACCCAUGUGCGAUGUUGAGAAAGCAUGGUUGAGCCAUGUUUACACGUUGUGUACACGUGGUUUCCCGGUGGAUGGCAUUCGUUCUGGAAGGGAUGAGCUGUGUUUGGCACCAAGGUUGCCGGCGUCGAUUCGCAUCAACUGCACUGACUUGGCACAUUUCAGUCUGGAUACGCAAAUGAGUCCAUUCUGCUGGCUGGUAUGGACUUAUUUUAAUUUCCAAGCAUAUAAUGAUUCACAAUGGUGCCAACUGUACCAGGGAGUUAGUUAGUGUUAGUUAAAUAGCCUCGCAGAUCUUCCAUCCUUUAACAUGUUAGGUAAUGGGAUCCCACCAGUUAUUCUUAGUGCCAUGUUUUGUGUAUGUACACAUAUGUGUGUGUGUGUGUGUGUGUGUGUGUGUGUGUGUGUGGUGAAUGUGUUUCUACACCUGGUCCUCGACUCUGUGCUGAGGACUUUACCAUGUGAAGAAAAAAUUUAAAGAAAACUGUGGAUUAUUUUUCUCUAAAUGACUCUUUGGCCUUUUUUCUCUCUUGAUAAUGUCUACUGUUUUUACUAACAGCGCUGCCAGAUUUAGUUUACGUAACAUACAACAUGUACCCGACUAAAUGCCACAAAGCCUCCAUGUUGCACACCCUUCACCUUGUAUAGUCCGUCCUAUCAUUUCAGCAAGCUGUUUUUCUUUCCCUUUCUUUUUAAAUAUAUAAAUAAUGUAUAGAUCACUAAAAUUAACUAUGUAAAAUAUUAUUUUUUGAAUAUGUUUAGAUAUAUCCACUAUAAUUAAAAUGUGUCAUGACCUGUGUUAUUUACAAUUGCUGCUUCAACGAGCAUUGAUUGACAGAUUUUUGUAUUUAGCUAACUAAACUAUUGUAGAUUUAUCAAACAUUUAAAUAAGCAUUGAAAAAGAACUACACAUACAAAUGUAUCAAAGUUCACUAUUAGUAUUUUUGUACUGUCUUAUUUUGUACAAAUGAAACCAUAGCAUUUUUCUGCUAAAUGUAUUUAGAUCUAAUACAUGUGCUUUUAAAUA